Molecule: messenger RNA, 1629 nt
Organism: Penicillium canescens
Lineage: Eukaryota; Fungi; Ascomycota; Eurotiomycetes; Eurotiales; Aspergillaceae
Exons: 4
Coding region: 1-1629 (542 amino acids)
Biological process (GO): positive regulation of transcription by RNA polymerase II
Cellular component (GO): nucleus
Molecular function (GO): transcription cis-regulatory region binding; DNA-binding transcription factor activity
Source: RefSeq, a predicted model, not a curated record
AUGCCGGCAUCAAAAGGAUCGGUUACGGCGGUAUCAGAUGCAUUACUGCCGUAUCGCCGCCCUCGCCGCCGACCGGCUCAUCUGCGCACUAAGAGUGGCUGUCUAACUUGGUUUCAAGCUUGUACACCAAUGCGAUCAAAUAUUAUCGCUGGAGACACCGUGCUGAUUUUUGUCAAGGUCCGGACCUGCCUCAACUGCGCCAGGCAAAGGCUGGAAUGCAUCUGGCAGUCCGACCGGCGACAUUGUGUUUCUGGCAAUUCAUGUGGUCGCGAGUCUGGAGAAGCGACACCGCGGGUCUCGAACAUAGCUGAUAUUGACACUGGGCUGGAUGUGGUUGAAUCGCGCUCCGACACCAAAACCCAGCUGUCUGUCUCUGACUUGAUCUCUUCUACACAAUGGCAAGCAUUAUCGUCUUUGUCCCAAACUGGCUCCAUUGAUCUCGGUGCUGAGCAGAGAUACUUCGCUACCUUUGGAUAUUCCUCUGCUAUCAUGCCUGGCAGUUCUCUUCUGUUCGACUUCCUCAGGGCACGAUUUCUCCCGCAACUUAUUCGGCCCGCUGCUACUUGUCGCGUCAUUGAUUUAUUUAGCAGGGAGUCGUUGGCUAUGGCCAUGAAGACACCGGCUUGCAUGCACGCACUCCUUGCGUGUUGCGGGGCGGAGAUUCCUACAAAAACGCCUCGGUUUCGAAAUUUGGCAAAAUUCCAUUAUACCCAGGCUGUCAAAGAGCUUCGGAAAGACUUGGAGAGGGAUAACAUUAAGAACCAAUGGCUGAGAUCUAGACCACGAGGCUCAGCAGGAGUCGAAGUCCAUCUGACUGGUGCAGCUCAGUUAAUCCAGCUUGCGUCUAGUUAUUGCAGAAUAAACCAUGAUAGCUCGGAGAUCGAACAAGCCAUGCACCGUCUCGUCUAUGAAGCCUUUAUCUUCCAUGUUGCCACCAGCCUUCCCUUCCAGUAUCAUACCACGUACCCAGGCGAGGUUGAUCUAGCCUUGGCACUAGCGGAGGAUAAUCUUGGGCGGCAUUUCAACUCUCCCUUUCCGUGUUAUCCAGACUCCCCAGUGCUUGGGGCUCCACCUCAACUCUUUCGGUGCAUAUAUACUAUUUAUCGCCUCUAUCAAGAUAGUUCUCGCAAAGAGAUUGAUCAUGAUAUUUUUCAAAAACUCGAAAACGAUCUACCGCAGUGGGAUCAACCAACAGCAGCGCCAAAUGCCUGUGAGCACGACGGCAUGGAGGACAACCUCGAUGAGUGUGACCUGGGACCCUGGCAUCAAAUGGUACGGAAAAGCAAAACCGCUGUGAUCGGACCCCAACUGUACCAUUUGGGCUGUCGGAUCCUGCUCCAGCGUAUGGCCUGCAGUAACAACAGGAGAGCUCACUCAACCAUCGGCCAGCUAAUUCAAGAAGGAAUGGACGCUGUACAGCAGCUGCAGCCAGAUAUCGACUACUUUGCCGAAUACUAUUGUUGGCCAUUUUAUGUGCUAGGAAUUAGCCUGCAGCAGCCUAUAGAUCGGGGGUGCCUCAUGGCUCAAAUCCUGGCCUUUUCCGAAGCAACCAACAACGGCACGAUGAGACGGCUAUCUGAGAUACUGCGCAUUUAUUGGAAGAGCUCUCGAUUAUCCCUGCCUGAUUGA